Molecule: messenger RNA, 3756 nt
Organism: Arvicola amphibius (Eurasian water vole)
Lineage: Eukaryota; Metazoa; Chordata; Mammalia; Rodentia; Cricetidae
Product: spermatogenesis-associated protein 31D4-like
Exons: 4
Coding region: 1-3756 (1251 amino acids)
Source: RefSeq, a predicted model, not a curated record
AUGGAGAAGGUCCUCUCCUUUCUGAAUAGCACUACUGAGCCAUGGUUGAGGCUUGGAUAUUUACCCUCAGCCUUCCCAGACAUUUACCCCAAGUGCAUCUUUCUGAGUGCAGUAGGGGUGCUGCUUUUGUACCUGAGGUACCUGCUGCUGAAACCAUUCUUACCCACACUGAGCAAUCAAACCGUCAGAAAGCAACAGGGAGAAGCUAGGAAAAGAAGGAGAGCAUCAUUUAAAGAAUUUAGAAUCUUCCACAGAGAAACCCAGGAGAGGCGGAAGCUGCUGUCUGUUGUGCAAAGCCCCUUCGGACAGCUGUACGAUGCCUCCCACUUCCGACGAGUGCUUUGUCCAGAUCCCCACUGUGACGUGUGCAACGAAGCCACGGCCAAGGUCAGUCAUCUGCUUUCAGGGGCCACCCCCGAAGAUGCCGCUGCCUCUGCAUCCAGUGUGGCUUCCACGGCCUCUGUGACUGAGACCUCCUUUACUCUGUCCCCUCCCCUCUCACCGAGCCCUCUGGGGUGUCAGAUUUCAUCGCUUCCUCCUCCUCCUCUUCCUCCUCCUCCUCCUCCUCCCUCUGUUAUCUCAACCUUGGAAGACACACCUUUGUGCACACCACAAGGUGACUCCCCGCCAUCAGAGCCUGUUCUUCUCACAAGCGUGGACUUCCCGCCGCCUCUGGGCCACAUCCCACCUCAUCCACUUCCCACACUUCCUCAAACGGAAGAGUCUUUACAACUAGAAACCUCUCCAUCCCUGGUGGACAGCCCAAGCGAGCAGAUCCUCAAUGCCACAACAAACAAGGAAGCUUGUGGUGGCAUGUCAGAGUUCCUCCCAUCACAGUCGGAAUGCUUGGUGAACCGCCACUCUUCUGAAGCUUUUUUGGGGGGACAACCCACCAUCUAUUUCCCAAUGCCUGGAAAACCCUCUUUUCCCAACCCCAAAGUCCUGGCACUGCUAGAGAGACAAGACCAAAGCCAGUCUGACUUACUUAUGCUGAGGGAUGAGAAAGAAAAAGCAGAAACUUUUCAAUUCGAAAAAACACUUAAGACUUGGAAGGAAAUCUCAGAGCCAGCCUCCGGGUCGCAGAGCUCAGGAGUCUCCCUACCUCUGAGGAGCAGCGAAGGCGUGCUCCAGGAGCUGAUGGUGCAUCAGGAGCUCGUUCAGAUGCAAACCUCUAAAGACCGAUUAGAACCCAAGGUUAUACAGCACUUCUGGGGUCUCCCGUACCUCCACAGUGAGUCUGUGAACACCGUCACUACGCUGUCGACUCGUUCCUCAACGUGCAUCUGGUUCAACAGCACCCCAGACUCCUCAGUCCUGAUUCACCCAAUACCUCUGUCCCUGCCUGAAAGCCAGCCCCAGAUCUUGACCCAAUCGCAGUCCCAGAGUGUCCUGCUUCAGCCUCCAGUCCCAGUGACACCGUCCUCCUCUCAGUCUCAGCUUAGGAUCUGUGAGGUGUAUUUUCAUACAUCCCAAGACAAGACAAAGGCUCUGCUGCAAUCUGGGAUCCGCCACCUAGAAUGGAAUGUCACGACAGAGGAAGAGAGGGUGUGGGCUUUACCCGCGAAGGUCCAAACAUCUCAGACAAAAGUUUGUCUCCUACCUUCCACGCCCUCACUAGUAAGGCAGUCCUCCAACGUCCACACUCCCAGGUCUGUUCCUCCUAAUGACUUCCCCCUGAGUGACGCAUUCCGGAAAAAACUUGAGUACCAUCUUCGGAAGAGGCUCAUCCUACAGCGCAGGGGCCUGCCCCAGAGGAUUUUCAAGUCUCAGCCGUGGAUGCAUCCUGACCUUGUGCAGUCAUCUAUGAGCAGCUAUGGGCUCUCAGGGAUCUCUUUCUUUCAGCCCCAGGAUAGCAAAGACUGGCAGGACACUGUCUUGAACCAGCCUGGAAGCUCCCAAGAGAGUCUCUCGCUAGAUGGAAAAAUGGUAGAGGCACAAGGACAGAGUUCAGAGAUUGUCCAAAGAUAUCCACGGGGUAACUCCAAGGGCGCUCUAGAUAAUGGCCUGCAGUCUGACUCUGAGACAAACCUACAGCGCCACCCAGGCAGUCUGUCAGGUAAACCUUCAGGGACCUCACAGGUGAGCCAGUGUCGGGAAAAACUUAAAACUGCGCUGCAGAAGCCUUUGGUCAGUCAUCUCAACGAAGCCAGUAAGGGUCAGAGAGCUGGCACAGCGUCCAGAUCAGGGAAUUGUCCUCUCCCUCUUACCUCGCGUGUGGAUAAUGAACAACAUGCGGCUCAGAGACAGUCACGUUCUGAUAACAAGGACAGACACACCAAGAGCACAGAUACAGUGACAAAGCCUGUUCUGCACCAGGCAUCCACGGUCUUAGACAACACCAGCUUGAAAGAGUCAGAGGGCAAUGAACACAGCCCAGAUAUGCCCAGAAUAUCCACUGAGGCUGCCCCUGCACCAUUGGGUAAGCAACUGGAUUCAGGAAAAACAGUCUUGGGGCCUCAAGGAGCAAAGGUGAAUAGCAAAAACAUAUUUGUAGCUGACAAGAUCAAUAACAUAGUCAAGGGAGGGCAGCUCAGUGUUCUUCAACCACAACCUACCAAGAUCUUGAACACCAACCAGGGCAAGAGUACUCAAGGGGCAGAUGGGAAUACAACAAAAGCACAAAAUACUCUGGUAACUGGAAGGGCCCUAAAAGAAAUAACAUGUCCCCAGAAAAGUCAGACAUCUGACUGUAAUAGUCAGGUAUCCAGGGAAGGGAAAUUUAAACCAGAAAGCAGGCUGCCCAUCCAAACUCUAGGGCCGCCACGUGACAAGCUCCCUGCCUCAGAUGAAUUCGCUUACAGACAUUUCCUCAUGUCUGACCGGAGCCCUUCCAGGGGCCCCAUGAUGGCUUCUCAGGUGCAGCGACAGGAGCCCCGGAUGCCUCCUCACGUCCUGGGCAAAGGCCAGAGCAAGGACAUCUCUCCAUCUGUCAAGAAAGUCUGGCCUGCUCCAUGGAAAAUGGAGGAGCUUGGGGCAAGGGUUCCCCGGCCUGGGACAUUACAGGCCAAUGGGAAGAGCUGCCAUGCACAGGUCAGUCCAACCCAGGGGCGUCAUGGGGAAAAGCCCACCCAACCCCUGCCCGGGAAGGCACUGACCCCUCCGGAACACCAGUUCAGAAAGCACGUCAAACACUUCCUGCAGUGGCUUUCUCCUGACAGAAGAGGCAAAGUGCAGGAAACGUUCCCACAAAAAGGCUCUUCCCCACCAUCACCAGGGCAGGACCCAGAACUAUUUAAAGGGAGAGCUACCUUUCCUGGGAAUACUAUAGCUCAGAGAGCCAUGAGAGACCCAGGGAAGGUCUCCAAGGAGCAACUGAGGCACAGGCAAAUUGCUGCAGACACCAUGCGCCAUCCUGUGCCCUCUCCUCUUACCAAGCCUGUGAUAGCUAAGCCAAGGAGUCAGUCUUGGGUCCUGGCAGAGCCAGCCCAGGGGCGUCCGUUCCAACACCAAGCAACCUGCCCUAAAGUGCUGAGUUCCAGGCCCUACAACCAAGCCACUGCUGUCGUUGGUCAAAGGAGAUGGGUCGAAGACAGGGUCAGCCAGUCCCAGAAAAGUGUGUUUUUACAGCCUAACCCGCCCGCACCCUACAGGGGUCCAGAGCUGCACCGAAACCUCGUUUCAAGGAGAGCUGGGCAACUUCCUCAGACGGCACCGCCCUUCGCUGUAGGGACUGUGCUGGCAGACUUGUCCCGAUUAUGUGAACAGAAAAUCCUGGCUCAGAAUUUCAGUGGAAAAGGUUUUCUUCCCCAGAAAUAA